GAAGGAGCUGAUCUCGUUUUGAUUUCUGCAGCUUUGACGUGUUUGUGCUCCGACUGCAAACAAGCAAACUCCACGUGUGAAACGGACGGCGCGUGCAUGGUGUCCGUCUUCAACCUGGAUGGUGUGAAACAUCACGUUCGGACCUGCAUUCCUGAGGCAAAACUGAUCCCUGCUGGGAAACCCUUCUAUUGCCUGAGUUCCGAAGAUCUGCGUAAUACUCACUGCUGCUACUCCGAUUUUUGCAACAAAAUUGAUUUAAUGGUUCCCAGCGGACACCUGAAAGAUAACGAACCCCCAUCCAGCUGGGGUCCUGUGGAGCUGGUGGCGGUGAUUGCUGGACCUGUCUUCCUCGUGUUCGUGGUCAUGAUCAUCGUCGUCUUUGUUUUUCACCACCACCAACGGGUCUACCACAAUCGUCAGCGGCUGGAUAUGGAAGACCCCUCUUGUGAGAUGUGCCUGUCGAAGGAUAAGACUUUGCAAGACCUGGUCUAUGAUCUCUCCACCUCUGGCUCUGGCUCAGGUUUGCCGCUUUUUGUCCAGCGGACCGUGGCUCGGACAAUCGUCCUUCAGGAGAUCAUCGGCAAAGGCCGCUUUGGGGAAGUGUGGCGUGGCAGAUGGCGUGGAGGUGAUGUGGCUGUAAAAAUCUUCUCUUCACGUGAGGAGCGGUCCUGGUUUAGGGAAGCGGAAAUAUAUCAAACUGUUAUGCUGCGACAUGAGAACAUCCUGGGAUUUAUUGCUGCAGACAACAAAGAUAAUGGCACGUGGACUCAGCUGUGGCUUGUCUCCGAUUACCACGAGCACGGAUCUCUCUUCGACUACCUUAAUCGAUACACGGUGACUAUUGAGGGGAUGAUCAAGCUUGCCCUGUCUGCUGCGAGUGGGCUGGCCCACCUACACAUGGAGAUCGUGGGAACUCAAGGAAAGCCUGGCAUUGCUCACAGAGACUUGAAAUCCAAGAACAUCUUGGUGAAGAAGAAUGGCACAUGUGCCAUCGCUGACCUCGGCCUGGCCGUCCGGCACGAUUCAGUUACGGAUACGAUUGAUAUUGCACCGAACCAAAGGGUCGGAACCAAACGAUACAUGGCACCUGAAGUCUUGGAUGAAACCAUUAACAUGAAGCAUUUUGAUUCAUUUAAGUGUGCCGAUAUCUAUGCUUUGGGCUUGGUCUACUGGGAGAUUGCUCGAAGGUGCAACGCAGGAGGUAUCCACGAAGAAUAUCAGCUUCCAUACUACGACCUCGUACCCUCUGAUCCUUCGAUUGAGGAGAUGCGGAAGGUUGUAUGUGAUCAGAAAUUAAGGCCUAACAUCCCAAACUGGUGGCAAAGCUACGAGGCACUACGGGUGAUGGGUAAGAUGAUGCGGGAGUGCUGGUACGCCAACGGAGCGGCUCGGCUCACCGCCCUCCGCAUUAAGAAAACCCUCUCACAGCUCAGUGUCCAGGAAGAUGUGAAAAUCUAGGCUCUGAGCCCCAGCAUGAGGAAACUGCACAAAGCUGCCAUGCUAGAGUAGACGUGUGACGGAGGCCUACCUCGUGUUUCUGCCCAAUCUACUGCUACCAACCAGACAGCGUGACCUGCAGGCUGCUAGGUGGGGUGACAGAGCCUCUUGAAUUGCUCUCUUCCCUGCUUGGGUAUGAAACAAUCAGAAACCUUUUACGAUCACCUCCUGACAGCGUGAAGACUUGAGAGGGACUUACCUGAGGGAUCUCAGCCAUGAUCGUAACUCUUGUUUCUUUAAUGGAAAUCCCUGUAAAGUUCAGUGCGCGUGACGCACCCGUUGGCAGUGUUUUGAGGCCGGGGUGCUAGGUGCUGGGAGUGGGAAGGGAAAGGGAAGAAGGUUUUCUUGCCAUGCUCUGAGGGUUUUCCAAGGACUGGCACGUUAAUGCAGAAAAGGCAUUGCAACACAAAUGGUGCUCCCUUCUGAGAGGCUGAGCCUGAACAGUUGAUCAGCUUCGUGAAACCAUUUCCCUCCUUUUUCUUAAGCUUGAAAAAUUCUAAGUCAAAAAAAAAAAAACAAAAACACAAGAAAAACAACAAUCUGACUGGCUGUCAGUGUGCGCAAUGGUGUAUGCAUGCGCAAGGUGCGCGUGUCCCCUGUGCCUGUUCAUCUCCUUCCGUAGACGUGCAGUGUCUGCCCGUAGGGUGGCUCAUCUCCGUUCGUGCUUUCUGUGCAUGUGCAAAUCUAGAGUGUCCCUUUUUUGAGCUGUGCGUGCUGGUGCUCUCCUUGUUCUGUAGUGAGCGUUGUCUGGCUUGGACAGGCUGCUUAGAACCAGAUCCUUAGCUCUCCGAUGGGUGCUGUGGCCUCGCCGCCCGUUCUCCGGCUGCAGGAACUUCCCAUCAGGUUGCCUCACUGCCACCCCCUCCCUAUUUUAUUUUAUUUUAUUUUUUUAAGACAAAACAAGGAACUGACUUCGCUCGCGGAGUCCGGGCUUUUUGCCUUGAUUCCCUGGGGUUUGAAUUCUUGGUAGCGCGGAAAGAAAGCCGGGGGAGAUGCCACGGAGCUGAGAUGCGUGUCGGAGACGGAGCAGGCACUGAUCCCAACUGGAAGGAGAUCAGGCCGUGGGGAAACGCAGGAGACCGUUCUUGUAGGAACGCGAUUCCUGAGUCCACCAUCGAGGCACCCUCGCGGGAGCGCUCUGCAGCUUGGGGCAGACCGCGAGGGGCCGGGUGUCUGGCGCUGCUCUGCACCUCCCGAGAGGCACUCAGCACUUCGCAGGAUCUGACGGUGGGGUGUGGGUUUGGAAAUCAACGUCCGUCUUUUUAAUAUACAUAUAUAAAUAUCUCAUAAUCUGGAAGUGGCUGUGUAUCACUUGUGGGGUGGGGGGAACUGCAUGACUUUUAUUUUGAUUAAAUGCCGAAUCAGGGUGAGGUAGAGUUGGUUCGACUGUUGUCUGCAGCUGGGCCUAGCAAAACCAGAAGUAGCUUGAGGACUGAGUCUGUCGUGCUGCCUGCAGCAUCAGAGGCAAUCUGGGAAGCGUUGCUUGGUGGUUAGGUCAGUAUCUACGGUAUAUAACUCUGAAGCCAUAACUUUUAACUGGAGUGGUUUUGAUUAUUUUUUAUUAUUAUUAUUAUUUUCUGGGAGGGCCUGGAUUUUAACUUUUUUUAAUGUUGUUAAUUCUUUAUAAGAGAAGAAAAACAAUCUAGAAUUAUUACCUCUUGACCUGUUUGUUUGUAAAGAAAUCACUGCAAAAAAAAAAAAAAAAAAAAAGAAAAAAAAAAAGGAAAACCAAAUGCACACAGCUCGAUUUACACUGGAACUGUUUCUAUUCAAACCUUGCGCCUGUUCUGUAAGGUGAGGUUUCAUCUCUGCUCCGGCCGCCGGGGUUAAUGUUUUUUUUUUAAACACUCUCUUCUUGCUGUCUGUGUAUCUGUCCGUGUGUCUGUCUUUCCCCUGACCCCCAAUCUUGUCCGUGACUUUAUCUGUGUAAAGUGAGGAGUGUUUUUUUUUUUUUUUUUUUUUUCGCAUCGUGUUUGGAGCCGUUUUGCAUCCUCCCGUGGAUUUUUAGCUGUCGGGCAGCACGAGGCUGCCCCGGGAGGGCCUGGUUCAUGGAGCAGCGUGGAGGUGUGCGCUUUGUGAAUGUACAGCUUCCCUUCCCUUUCCGAUUUGUUCUGCCUCGUUCCCCAGCCAGGGGCUACCUUGUGUCUCCAGUACCGUCCGUCCCUUAACCAAACCCUUCUGCAUUUAGAAACCGCGGUGGUGGGCACUUCACAGACAACCCUAAAGGCUCUCCGGCUGCUGUAACGGGACCCUGGCGAUGGCCCCAUCCCAGCGGGUUGGGGAGGAAAUCUUAGCGACUGUGAAAUUAACUGCCGUAGGAAAGCCCAUCACGCCGGUAGGUACGUCCGCCGCGCGCUCCUCUGCGAGCGCCGCGCGUUCUCCUUUCAGAGUACGAGUCUCCUGUCCCUGUUAACUGUGCGGGCUGCUUUUCGAGGACACUAAAUCAGCUACGUAACUUGCACUGAUUCACUCACCCGCCCCUCCAACUGUAGCCACACAUGCAUCUGCCUCAGCGCUAAACCAAACAGCAGACAGCGGAGCGGAUCGAGGUGGAAGGGGUGAGGGCAGGAUGGCAGGGCAUCCCCUACAAGGAGGAUUAGAGAAGCCUGGUUUUCGUAGAGAAAACGCCAUCAGAAGAUACUCAAAACUGAGUAGGAUCUGAGGUGGGAACGCUGACUAUGUAGCAUUUACACAGCACUUUUCAUGCAAAACACGUGCCGGGGAGGUGCAGUGCUUACUUAGCUGACUGGUAGCAAACAUAGGAAUCACUGCCCGGCUCUGAAACGUGCCCGGCUCAGAGGUAGCUGCAGCAGCUGUUUAAAAAAUGCAACACUACAGACAGAUCAGGACAAGAGGCUGACGCCGCAGCAGUGGGGAACCAGGAGGGGAGACGUCAGAUACUCGCAAAUCGCCUUGGGGAGGGGCAGAGGUACAGAGCUCGUGCUUCUUGUCUGUGGCGCAGGGUUAAUCGGUGGUACGCUGGCUUCAGAACAGAUCUCAUGGUACUUAAUCUGCCCCUUUUAUUUGUUUGGUUUUGUAUAUUUUAUUAGAAAUGGACUGUAAAAUAGCCACUUAGACACUUUACCUCUUCAGUAUGCAAAUGUAAAUACAAUGUAAUAUAGGAAAUCUUUUGUUUAAUAUAAAACAAGGCUGUCGAUUUCUGCUGUACAUUAUUAAAAGUUUGUUUUAUUCA
Oxyura jamaicensis (ruddy duck) is the source of this 4690-nucleotide messenger RNA. It is a transcript of the gene ACVR1B, whose product is annotated as activin A receptor type 1B. Bases 97 to 1458 code for a protein of 453 amino acids. NCBI's taxonomy places the organism in Eukaryota, Metazoa, Chordata, Aves, Anseriformes, Anatidae. Gene Ontology annotation, biological process: cellular response to growth factor stimulus; protein phosphorylation; activin receptor signaling pathway. The record is from RefSeq and is a predicted model, not a curated record. The transcript is spliced from 8 exons. Gene Ontology annotation, molecular function: activin binding; activin receptor activity, type I; ATP binding. Gene Ontology annotation, cellular component: plasma membrane; activin receptor complex.